CACGAGAUAAGCUUUAGUUUUACUGAUAAGUAGUCACUUGAUGGUGAGAUAGUUGUUGUUGCAUUAGAAGAACAGAAACAUGACUGAAAUGGAAGAUAAUACACCAGAAUGGAUGAUCGAGUUGAAAAAUAGGAAAAAAAAGCCACAUUUAGCACAUGAAGCAGGUGCAGGAUCGCCGUGCUUGAGCUGUAAAGAAGCUUGUCCAGGUUUAGAUUUACACUUUUGGCGUAAAAUUUGUAAAAAUUGUAAAUGCGGUAGAGAUGAACAUGAUGUGGAAGUCGAUGAAUUCCCACAAUUUGAUUUGUUAUUUGGGCGCUCUGGAAAACUAAGAAGAAAAGCUACAUUUUUACCAGUGGUCAUCAAGACGCAGGUUGAAAAGGAAAAUGCUUUUGAAUGGAUACCUCCAAAUGUAUCAACCGAUAUAGCUAUAGAUUAUAUGAAAGCCUUACCGGAAAACAAGCUGCCAAUCAAAGGAUCAGCAGGUGCAGCUUUACGAAAGCAGCAACUUCAGAAACAACUGCCACUUCAUGAUAUGGACCAUAAAGCCUGUGAUAAAUUGAGUGAAGACGAGAAACAGCAAUUCGAAAAAUAUUUAGAAAAUCUCAAGAAAUACGUCGGCCAAGGCAGAGUAUCAAAGAUUAUGGGAGCACGACCCUUCAGUAGGUCUCUGAUGACACCAGCAAAUGCAGCUGAUAUGCAGCCAUUGAGUCCCAAGCGAAAUCCUCUUGCAUAUGUACCAACGGGUGAACCCACUAAUCUUCGUACACCCAGUAGUUUUAUUCCAAAAGGGUCUAGCUCACCUGCUGUUCAAGGCUCUCAGAAACAACAAAACUGGUUGGCAGACAAUUUAGAAGUUAUGCAAGCACAGAUUUCUGGUAAUGUCACUAGCACUGGAGUGAUUAUGGGUCAAUAUCAUCCUGUCUUAGGAAGUAUCACUGCUAACGAACGAAUUACAAAUUCGGAGAUUGUAAAUAGCAGCCGGUACCCACCGCAGCAAUUCGCCAACACUGUUCAACUCACGGAUACUCAACGGAAUACAGCUUCCUUUUUACAAAACCCAGAAAAUGCAUCGUACCUACCUGAUUUUGGGACAGUAAAUUAUCUUGUAGAAAAUUUGGAAAGUGAAGUACACUCUCAGCCAAACAUACCUUUGGAUCAUGAUACAUCCAUUACCGGCUCAAAUGCUAACAGUAAUCCUACAUCAAAUGAAGGUUCUCGUAUGUUACAACAGCAAACUGCUAGUUAUGUAAAUCUUUCAACACCAUGGAAUGUUAGUCACAGCUCUGCAAUACCUUCAAGCCAAUAUAAUGCAGCUAAUGUCUCAAUUUCGCGGCCCUCAGAAACUACAAUCCAAAGCGGGAAUACCGGAAUUCUGGAUCCCAGUUUUUCCGUUCAACUUGGACAUUUGACACGACAGGGAAUCCAAUCGCAAGUAGAUGAUUUGACCAAAACAAAUCAAACUGUAUCAGUUACCAAUGAAGUACAUGACAUUAGUAGGCUACCGCAAAAUGUUUCACACUUAGAUGACCUUUCCUUGCAAAAUGCAAAACUAGCCGAGGAAAUGCUAUCUGAUGCAUUACUACCUCCAAGUGCCAUACACACCAAUGAAAUCAUCGGAAGUACCUUGGAUAAGAAUAAAUUGAAAUUUAUUCAAGAGAAACUCAGCGCGAAAUAUUGUAGAGAUGACCUGCCUUCUCUGCACACUUCUGCGUCUCAACGACUAGAAACAGCUGAUCCACAAUUCGGCCAAAACAUUGGUAAACAUAGAUCUCCACAGGAUCAAAUUUCAUCGAUAAAUCAAGAGGCUAAUAGAGCAGCCAUUAUUGCGGCAAUGCGCAAUCCUUCUGCAUUUUCAGUAAAAAAUACUUCCGACGAAUCUGGGGGAUUGCAUAAAGCUGAGGCACUCUCAAAUGAUAAUCAUCAUUCAAUAGUACCCCAAGACGGUCGUCAAAAGGCUGUUUCGAUGUCUCCAGAAUCCAAUCUACCAUUAGAAAUUGCAUGUAAUAGUUCAGAUGAGCGUAAACAUUUGACAGCUAUUCCAGCUCACCAACAGCAACAAUCUUUGAACUCUCACCAUCAGACAUCGCAACAUCCACAAACAGCAGUCACUUCAGAACAAGGUCGUGCAUCUCAGGAUUCUGCAGGCCCUCACACUAAGAGAAAUUUGAUAAACCCACAGGUGAUAAACCCGCCCUUAAUAUCGAAUCCCGAACUUCUGCUACCAACUGAACAAAUUCGAGCGGAAUUGAGCUAUGAACCUGCCAAAACUCAAGUCAUUUAUUCAGAAUCCUUAAGAAAUCAAUCAUUUCCUGAGGCUAUCAUAGACUCCUCAGGCUUGAGGCAAAAUCCCGCUAGUGUGGAUCAAUUGCAGGGGGCCUUGGAAGAACUUUCGGUUGGACCGGUUCAGCUACAAAAAUGUACACAAUGUAAAGAAGAAAUACAUUCAGGCGAUGUAGUCGUUACUGCAGAAAAAGCUAAAGGUGCAAUCUGGCAUCCUGGAUGCUUCAUAUGUUCCACAUGUAACGAGCUUCUUGCUGAUCUAGUCUACUUCUACCAUAAAGGAAAACUUUACUGUGGCAGGGAUCUUGUUACUCUACUCAACAUUCCGAGAUGUUUUGCUUGUGAUGAGUUGAUAUUUGUGCGGGAAUACACAGUCGCAGAAGGACACAAUUACCACGUGAAGCAUUUCUGUUGUUGGGAUUGUGAUAUGCCAUUGGCUGGGCAGCAGUACAUCUCUGAAAAUGACCGACCCCUUUGCCUACCAUGUUAUCAAAAAACUUAUGCCAAAACUUGUAAAACUUGUAGCAAAGUGAUAGCGGCUGAUCAACAGGGCGUUGCUGUGAGGAAUUUGGACUUUCAUGCAACCGAUGCAUGUUUUUCAUGUUUUACCUGCAAGAAAAGUUUGCUGAGUGGUAAGAUGGCAAUUAAACAAGAAAGACCUUUCUGUAGCAAGGAGUGCAUUACAGAGUUCUUAAAUACCAAGUCAUAAAAUACGAUGAAUAUACUUGUCAACUACUAAUAAUUUUGAUUCUGGAUCACCACAGAACCUUAUAGAGCCUACCUAAUCAACGAAUCGAUAAGUUCUUACAACUCCAUGAAGACUAAUUAUUCAGUUUGCCGCCUUUCUCAAACAGAAAUUCAAUUAUUCUUCAUGAUAACUUCGUCAAGGAGUAUUCCUUUUUUUGAAUCAGAUUUGCAUCAUCAGGCAGAGGUUCUGAUGAUCUAGUAGUAAGGCAACCUGGUAAAUAAGUCAGGAUAGUAGAAGAGUAAAUAAUUCGCAAACGACAAUGAUGAUUUUCAAUUGUUUUUCAUAAAAUGAUAAGAUAAACAUAAAAUCAACAUAUUAUACUUUGAUAAGUAGUUAUAAUAAGUAAUCAUUCGCUAAAAAUAUAAUUUUUCAAAUUUGUUAAAAUUAUCUCAAUAUCACUCCUUGAAUUUGAGUGGAAAGUUGAAUAUAAUUCGUCAAGUGAAGGUCGUUAUCGAAUAGAUUUCACCAGUAAAAUGAAAUGAUGGGCAUUGGAAUACUAUAUCGGACUUACGUCACUUUUAAUCGCGCUCUAAGUCAUUAACAGAAUAAAAAAAUGGUUCAUUUUCAACCUCCAAACUAAUUUUAUCCUUGUGUUAACAGUAAAUCAGCGCAUUUCUUAUUAUAUAUCAAAUGUGUAUGCCAACUAUUAUUCGGUCGAUGAUCAGAAAUCUUUAAAAAUAUUCUAUUCCGAAUCACUAUCGCAAACCGGUUGAAUAAACCUUCUGACCGCUCUAGCAUUGGGUGUACUUUUAUCAUCCUCCAUUGCUUUUCGAGCUCGAGUAACACGACCUGUAAAAUGCGAAUAACAUGAUAACGGUGAAAAAAAUUUCAUUUGUCAAUGCUAUGUAUCUUCACAAAAUCUUUGUCUUCUAUAUACCUUCGGAUAUUAUAUUUGCCACGUCUAAUUGAGCGA
Molecule: messenger RNA, 3941 nt
Organism: Athalia rosae (coleseed sawfly)
Lineage: Eukaryota; Metazoa; Arthropoda; Insecta; Hymenoptera; Athaliidae
Gene: Tes
Product: PDZ and LIM domain protein Zasp
Exons: 5
Coding region: 80-2989 (969 amino acids)
Molecular function (GO): zinc ion binding
Source: RefSeq, a predicted model, not a curated record